AUGGCAUUGUAUUUUGAUAAUCGAAUUCAAAAUCUAGUACCUUCUUCAAUUAAUAAUUAUGCUAUUUGGCACCCGAACUUUCCAUUAUUGGCUAUUGCUGGUUAUUCACAAAAUAAAGGUAUUUAUGUUACUAUCUACGAUGAUCACGGUCAAUUAAUUCACGAUUUAAAAUCUCAUGAAGUUUCAAUUUUUCAAAUUUCGUCAAUUAGUUGGCACCCAAAACUGAAAUUAUUAAUAAUUGGUAAAGAUAAUGGUAGCAUUCAAAUUUGGACUGAGGAUUUUGAACGGAAUGAGUUUACUGAAGUCGGAGCACCGCACAGAGAUUCUAUUACAUUAUUAGAAUGGAGUCAGAAUGGUGGCAGAUUAGUAUCUGCGGAUGCAGCAGGAUCUAUCGUUGGAUGGAGAGUAGAUAAUAAAGGUCAACUAUUGAUUAUAUUUCAUCAUGAACUACAGAAGUCGUUUACUCAUAUUACUUUCAAACCAAUAGUAUUUACACCGAAAAAUUUAAAUAACGAAAAAAUUAUUGCCGAUGAUAAUCGAUCAUUAAAUUUAUUUAACAAUUGGAGACCAAGAACAGCAGUUCAAAUUCCUCAGUUCCAAAAAGAUAACUAUGCUUUUUUUAUUGGAUCUUUAGAUGGAUUUAUUUAUUAUAUUGAUACAAAAGGCCAUUGCAAACAAGUAUUAAAUACAGGUGGAAUAACAUUAUGUGGUUUACUCCACCAUCAAUCAAGAGAUUCAAUCGUUGUAAUGACAGAAGGAUUUAACGUGAGCCAAUUUCAAAUUGAUUCUUUCACUGGAGAACUUACAGAAAUGAUAAAAGUCAAGUUGUCUGGUAAAAGUAAUGAUUUUAAAGUAAAAAAUACGUUAUGCUGGAUCGGAAACAAUACUCUAGCCAUUCUUACCGGGGAAUUGAGUUUAAGAUGUUGGAAUUUACAAAAUGGUAAUACGUAUGUUUUAUCUCCAACAAUGUUAACGUCUGAAAAUGUAUCUAACUUUCAAGAAGUUUAUAUUAGCUUUACUUUUUGUAAAAUUAAUCAAACUUUAGCAGCAGGAACUAAUUUAGGAACUAUUCAUUUUUGGAAACGAGAGUUUUUAACAUGUAACAAUGAAUAUGGCUGGCCUUUUACUCCAAAAUCUUGCACUGUUGAUGGUACAGUGAAACAAUUAACGUGGGGUGGUGCUUUUUUGAGAUAUCCUGUUUUUGCAGCUAAUUGUGUUGCUAACGUAUUUAUUUUUCAUGAACAACCUAUGUGCGCUGCUUACAAUGAAGAUAUUUGUGUCAGUCAAGUUUCACCGACUAAAUUAAUAAUAGAAAAAGAAAAUGAAUCUAGUAGUUUAAUUACCGAUAUUCAAGUACAGAUGUUAGCUAUAAAUAAAAUUUAUGUCGCCGUUUCUUCAGGAAAACAAGUAGUAACUUAUAGUAUUCAUAAAAGUGAGGUAUUACACACAUUAAUUGAACAAUCCUUUCAGUGUGAUGUUGAAAAAAUUCUUAUUUAUGAAUCUACAUUGAUUAUAUUGACUGCUUCUCUCAUUCAACUCAGAACAAUAAAAGGAAAUGUUGUUCAAAAUUUACCAAUAUUACCUGAAGAAGGUGAACCCAUUACAAUGGAAUUAACAGGACAAUACUUAACAGUUGCAUCGCUUAAUGGUAUAUUAAAGAUUUGGGACUUGAGUAAGCGUCUAGCAAAACUUCACACACGAACUCUUGCAGUGUAUGAUGUUAUAAAAGAUUUUGCCGAAAUUAUUGAAGCAAAAUGUAAUUCAGAUUGUCGAUGUGUAUCAAUUACUGUUGCUACAUCAAAUUUAUUACCUAGCUCGAUUUUAUAUAUAUGGGAUAUUGAGGGUGACCAAAUUUUUGAAUUUGACUAUGCCAAAUUAAGUGAAAAUCACCAAAACUAUUCAGAAGUUAUUUCAAAAUCACAGGGAAGAUUUGUGGUAACACAUUGUUGGGAUGUAAUAGAUCCCCGAGUACUUGUAUGUCAAACUCAAACAAUUCCAACUUAUAAUGUUCAAAAUUUUUGUAAUCCUAAACGAAUGUCAAAUGUUUUCAAAAAUGUUGUAUUAGUUUCAAUGUUUAUUACUCCUGAGCAUGGUAUAACAAUUCAUGAUUAUCGUUCUUUAGAGGAAUUUUAUUGUCGUCUUAUAGAAGUUAAAUCUCCUUAUAUUAUUGUUUUUGAUUCAGAAAAGGAAGGUCAUGGAAGUAAAUUAACCAAGUUAUUUAUGAGAGAGUUUGAAGAGUUAGGUUUUUGUGAUGAAACUAUUAAAAAAGCUAUUAUGGAUUUUAGUUUUCAUAUAAGCAUGGAUAAUACAGAUGAAGCAUUCAAAUCAAUUAAAACUAUUAAAAAUGAAGCUGUGUGGAGGAGUCUUGCUAAAAUUUGUGUAAAAACAAAACAAUUAAAUAUGGCUGUUCUUUGUUUAGGCCAUAUGAAAUGUGUAAGAGGUACAAAAGCUUUUAGACAAAGUAUUAUAAAUUCAAAUUUAAAUUUGGAAACAAGAAUCGCGAAUCUUGCUGUUGAAUUAGGACUUUAUGCUGAUGCUGAACGUUUAUUUCGUGAAGCUGGAAGGUUAGAUCUUCUUGGUAAUUUUUUGGAAACUUGUAACAGACAUUCUGAAGCUAUAACUCUAGCAGUAAAUGAAAAUAAAAUAAGUGAAAAAUUGAGUUACUAUAAUUAUGCAAAAAUGUUAGAACAACAAGGAAAUGUUGAAGAAGCAAUUAAAAUGUACACAAAAGUAAAUAGUGACAAAUUUGAAAUAUCGAAACUUUUAUUUAAUCAGCCUAAAGAACUUCAUAGUUAUCUUGCGGCUUCAAAUGACAAGUAA
Molecule: messenger RNA, 2820 nt
Organism: Cotesia congregata
Lineage: Eukaryota; Metazoa; Arthropoda; Insecta; Hymenoptera; Braconidae
Source: the annotation of a GenBank genome assembly